This is a messenger RNA of Centrocercus urophasianus (Greater sage-grouse), 5783 nucleotides long. RefSeq names its product family with sequence similarity 169 member A (gene FAM169A). The record is from RefSeq and is a predicted model, not a curated record. Bases 134 to 2149 code for a protein of 671 amino acids. The transcript is spliced from 14 exons. Lineage: Eukaryota; Metazoa; Chordata; Aves; Galliformes; Phasianidae.
CCCCGCUCAUCCCUCAGCCGCGUUCUCCUCUCCCCUCCUGCCCCGCGGGAGGCCGCCCGGGGCUGAGACAGAGAAUUUCCAUUUUUUUCCAGCAAAGCAGCAGGAGUGUUGUGCUGUUGCAGCCAACCAGAUAAUGGCAUUCCCUGUGGAUAUGUUGAAUGGCUACACUCAUGAAGACUUGGAGAGCUCUGCAGAGGACUACUUGUCUGAACUUCGUUGCGGGGAUCCAAAUCAGCCUGAGUUCUUAUCCCUGUCAGACCACAGCAAAAUUCCUAUUAGCUUGUCAACUGUGGGCUUUGUUCCUCUUUAUGGUGGAGAGCAGACACACAAAGUUCUUGCUUUGUUUGCACCAGAGGACUCUCUCACAGCUGUAGCCCUGUUUCUUGCUUACCAGUGGUGGUCGAUUGAUGACAUUUUGAGAACAUCUGUUUCUUCUAGAGAGGGGCUUCAGCAGGUGAAUUCUGUGGGGGAGAGGGUAGUUCUGUAUGUUCUGAAUCGAAUUAUCUAUCGCAAAAAUGAAAUGGAGAGAAACGAGACCCCAUUCCUUUGUCACAGCAGUGAUGACUAUGCUAAGAUCAUGUGGAGAAAAGGAGAGGCUGUUGGGUUCUAUUCUGUUAAACCUGCAGGAGCUGCUUUAAGCCCAUACCAUACUCACUGUUACCAGCUACCAGUGCUGGACACAAUGUUUGUAAGAAAGAAGUGUCGUGGGAAAGACCUGGGGCUCAUGAUGUUAGAAGACUUUGUGGAAUCUUUUACUGAGGCCACUCUUGGUCUACGGUAUCCACUGUCAUCUUUCAUGUACAAAGCUUGUAAGCACUAUUUUGAGAAGUACCCUGGGGAUAAUGACCUUUUGUGCGAAGUGGAAGGAGCUGGAUUUUGGUUCCAGAGAAAAUCCAUUGCCACUGUAUUGCAAAGGGAAGAACUCACAAAGGGCUCUCAGAAAGCAAGUGUGAGUUUCCAGUCAGUGGAUCAUUUUUGGCAAUCUGCAGCGAAUGAACUGAAGACUGAGCCAGAAACGCAGCUAAGUACUGACUCUCAAAAAGACCAAGAAUCACUGGAUGACCAUGAAAGCAUAUCUGAAGACCCAAGCGUAGCACAUGUUUCCAUUCGGACACGAAGCAGUCAUUUAAAACGUCCCAAGACAGGAAAAAAUAGCCACGAAUCUGGACCUGAAAUAUCCCAAGGAGAUGAGGAAAAUGUUCCUCACGCAUCAGCAGGCAGGCCAGAACUUCCCACUCACACAUCUAAAUGCUUUGAAGUUAUUGAGGAAGAACCUGAGGUUGAUGUUGAAAGUGGUGAGGAAAUGAUUACUUCUGAAGAGGACCAGAGUGUAUUAGAAACUGAGCUACAUACAUCACCAUCUGAGAAGCUGAGCGAGAAGGAGGGAACUCCAUCUGAAUCUCUUAAUGGGGAGGUAGCAGAAGAAACCACUAAGACCUUAGUUACGGCUGAAGAGGAAACUGCAAAUGAAGUCCUAGGUGUUGAAUCAAAGUUGCAGACUGAGAGUCAAGAAGAACCGUUAACAUUGCUUGUUCCAUUAAUCCUUGAGUCUCCAGCAAAAGAGGCUGUGUCAGAGAAGGUUAUAAAUGCAAAUGAUUCAGAAGGACUGACUGAAGAAAGUGCAUUGGUGGAGAAGAAGGGUAUGGAAGAAGACAAGCAAGAAUCUGAAGAAAAAAAAUCAUCCACUGAAAACGUAGUUGCUUUAACACCAAAGGAAGAAAUCUCAAACAACGGGCUACCAAACUCUGUCAAAAGUGAAGCAGUUGAAGAGGCUGUUUCUGAAAAUGUGUCACGCAAGCCAGCUUCCUCAGGGGAAGAUCAAAAUGAGGAAGCAGAGCAGAACUCACAGGAGGCUUCUGUUGCUUUGGGUCAGAGCUCUUUGAUAGUGGUUGAACUGGAGGGUGUUUCUUUUCAGCAGCCUUCUGGACAGGAAGGACAGAAGAACCAGACAGAAGAGCACUUGGAGGAGUCUGCUGAGCAGACAGAGCAGUACACGCAGACGGAGCAGUACACGCAGACGGCAGAGCGGGCAGCUGACAGCAGCUCUGAGGAGGCAGAAAUCGAGGUGCCCAUUGUGGAUCGGAGAAAUUUGCGAAGGAAGGCCAAAGGUUACAAAGGUCCACCCAAGAAAAAAGGAAAGCCGGCUUAAAAUAAAUUGUUAAUUCAUCUGUUUGAACGAAAAAAAACUUGUUAUUUUGUGUAAAACGCUAUGGUGUAACGAAAACGUAUAGGACACAGACAUUCACAAUAAAUACUGGGUUGGACUUCCUUUUGAGAUUCAUCACCUUUGCUCAAGGUUUCUUAAAUUUUUAACCAGUAGACAUUGAUCUUCUUCCGAGAAUGAAAUAAACAGCCAGUCUUCUUCUUUUAUAAACCAUACACGCUGAAUAAAGUUGUGCUGGCGAAGGAACAGUUUGCAUAUUUCAGGUGUCAGUCUGGGAAGGAAAAAUGAAGUAUGAAAUUCUGGCUUUAUUAAAGUUACUAAAAUUUUCAUAGAAUUUCAUGAGGCCAUUCAUCACAAAUUAUUUUAAAAGAAUUUAAAAUAUUUGAGUGUUCUGCAUCUCUCCACAGUAGAGAACAAGAAACAUCCCUCCUCUCUUCUUGUUAACUCCUCACAGGCUUUUUCGGAUGAGAUUAAAAGAAUGUCAGAUUGUAAUUCUAGGUCUCGAAAUAUACAAGAAGUUGUAACUGUAUAUCAAAACAAUAUAACAUAGCAUCUAUCUUUUAUUAGAGUGAAACUGGAGAGAAUGGCUCUGCUUUUGACUCCCAAACUGGCAAAUUUGAUUUGCUAAUCACUUGAAACAGCUGAGUUACCAGUAACAAAAUCAGCACAGCAUCUACAAUAGCGCACACCUAAAAUGAAGUUCAGAGUUGCAUACACAGUAAACUAUAUCUGUGGCUUCCAAAGUGGAUGUCUUGUUAAGCGUGAGUUUCUCCAGAAUACUGGAGUCCUCACUCCAGUAUGCUUACAGAGUUGUUUGAACAGCCUUUCUAACUACUUGCAUGUGCUGAAUGGAUACUUGCUUACUUGUUAUGUUAUGGGACAAGACAAUUUUUGAUCUAGUAUUGGUCUGAUUGGAAGUGGUGCUUUGUUUUCCAGAUAACUAGCUGAUGCUGUUAAAACGUUGUAACUGCGCCUUUAGGUGUUAUCAGGCGAUUAUUGCAAAUAUUUGUGAUUCCCACUUCCUUUUUGUAAAUUGAGUGUAAUUUCUGUACUGAUUCCCAGUUCAUAGAUCUUACUAAAAACAAGAACUAAACCUUGCUAUAUACAAGCAGAAAUACAAACAGGCUAUUACGCAUAUUUACUUUCAGAAAUUCUCUUAGCGAAGUAUAUAUUUAAUACAGUUUGUCAGGUUUACAUUGAGUUACUCCUUGAUUGGCAAUAUGUUUAUUUCAGUAAGUGAAGUUCCUCUUGUAAAGAGCUGAAAAGUCAGGAAUAAGAAAGAGCAGCCUUGCUAGUUAAUCUUAGAUUAAUAAACUAAUCUCCUACUGUGUCUUGGAAGUGCUGGGCUUCUGAAGAUUGCUGUUAGGGUUCACUUGAAUAGUUGCAAUGCUGUCUUAAUUUUUAUCCCUCCAUGAAGCUAAAGUAAGACUAUGCCUAUAGUUUAAGCGUAUUUAUAAAGCAUUUUAGCUAAGAUGUAUUCUUACUAUUUAUUUCACCUGUUGAAAUACAAUCCUACUUUUAAUUUGUUAAAAAAAAAAAAAAGCUUAUGUAGGAGGUGUUGCUUUUGUUUUUAUUAGAUGCAUGUAUUACAUAAAUUUUUGAUUCAAACUUUAGACUUCAGAGUGGAUAACUGAGUUGGGAUGUUGAGCAUAGUUGUAAUUCCCUGUCAGUGUGCAUUUACUACUUAUGAACCUUGCAACUGGCAAACGUUCAAGAUCUUUUAUGGUUGUUUGUAAACACAUUCAAGUGAACCUUAAGAAUUCCUAAAACUAAUAAAACAUUUUCUACAAUGCACAUGGAACAAAACUUGUUACCAAUAGUAUGAUUUGUCUUACAAUGCUAAGUUACUGUAAAAAAAAAAAAAGAAAAAAAAGAAAACCACACACACACAAAGCACACAUCUGUUACAUUGCUAAGGAUGGAACCUGAUAGUUUAAAAAAUGCUGACUGUAUGCAGUUUUUAGUCAUUCAUUUUGUGUUUGUUAGAGCGAACUGUACUACAUACUAAUCUGUUAAAUACUUCAAUUGGUACAAAUAUGUUCACAUUCAAGAAUUCUGUUGUUCACAAACAGGUGAGAGCCACUUAUUUCCUCUAGAUGGAUUUUUUUUUUAUGCAUACGUUUGUCACUUGGUUUUUCCUGUGAGGUUGGAAAACCCUUUGUGGGAAGGUUAUUUGACUUCUGAUAUUUCUUUCCGUGGCUAAGUUGGAACUAGUUUCAAUUAGUAUCUUAUUCUUAGGACAUUUAUGUAUUGAAUGCAGGAAAAACUACAACGGAAUUAUUAAAUGAGGUCAGUCUUGGUUUCUGCUGAAAAGAGUCAGGUAUCUGAUCAAACUCCAGAAAGUUUUGAAAUACUGAGCUAAAAUUCACAUCUUUAGGUAUACUCUUGAGUAGCUAGCUCUGUUUGUUUGGGGUACCUGAGAUAGUAGCCAAUGGCCAGAUUGUUAUCUACCUAUUGUGGGCAGUGGUGGUGCAAUUAGCAGUUCUAAUAAGCAGUAUGGUCUUGAAACCUAGAAAUAGUUCUUAACUGUGAUCACAGCAGUACAUCGAGCUGGAAUGGAGUUUGUUUCUCUAAUAAUUUCUUGGGCAUCAGUCGUCUUGCAAUAAAUAUUGAGUAGCCAAAUCAAACUACUGAUUUAAAUAAUAGUUUGUAUUGUUGUGAUGGUUGUCCAGUUGGAACAGUAGUUUAAUAAUCUAUACCUUCCAUUGCACUGAAGCAGGGAAACUUGUCUGACAACUGUAUCGACUGAAAUGUUUUAUCUUGGGAAAAACUGUUUUAUGCCUGGACAGUUUUUCUUUGGUCGGUUUAUUGUCUGGCUUAGACCAUUGAAUUGCUAAAGAAUUUAACAUCUUACCACACCAGCAACCAAUGAUUAAAGUUCAUCAAGUUCAUCUGUUUGUACCAGAUACUGUUAUGGUAUGUUGUAAAACUAUGUGUGUAUGGUCAAAGCGAGCAGUAUUAUGUUUGAGCUUUAUUUAGCCUGGGAAUGGAGUUUAAAGAAUCUUUAUUUGUGAUUUCAACCUUGCACUUAAAUAGUCAAUGGUUUUGUGUUUGAAUGCAUUGCUUGUUAAAAUGUUUCCCUUGUACUGCUGCUUAAUUUUCAAUAGAACUUGCUUUGUUUCUCACAGUUUCUUUCGGCUUCUUCAUUUCAUGCAGAAUUCUUGUUUGCUGUUCUCAUGUUCCAUAGCCCUUUACAUAAAGAUAUGUAUUUAUUCCAAUUUGGUUUUAAUUUAGUAACUCAUACUUUCUUUGUUGGUGUACUUCUUUUCCAUUUCACUUGUGGGUGUCAGUAAUCAAAUCGAUCAUUUAACCAACACUACUAGGAUGAAAAGAGCAAUAAAUAGGCCUAAGUUUCAUCCUUUCCUCGACCAUUAAAAGAUAUUACCAAGGGGAUAUACUUCUAUAUUUAUUUUCAUGAAUGUGGUGUUAGAUGUUUUUUAAACUAGUGUUUAUAAAUCCUAUGGAAGAUGUGAUGCUGUUCUAGAGUACUGUACUUAGAGCUAGUUAGUGUGUUCUGAAUUUUCCUUUCUUUGUAUUGUCUUGACUUUUCCUUUCUUUGUAUUGUGUUGACUGCUUUUGAAAUGUUUUGAAAAGGUAAUUAAACUUAUUUUGUGACUUA